AUGUCGGUCGCACCAUCUGGAGCUCUUCAAGCGUCUGCUCUGUCAUUUGUUUUGUUGUCCAUCGGACACACGAUUGGGGGCAGACAAUGGACUGCUGAGAAGGCCUUUAAGGCUAUUGCCAACUCCAAGCCCUGGGCCUGUGGGACGGUGGGUUGGUAUCAGGGGAGUGCGUUCUUCCUUGCUACUGGCCUCCUUCACUACCAGUGGUCUCGUGAUCCGACGGCGCUCAGCGACCCUUUGAACAAAGCUAUAGCUGGUAUCGUCAACAUCUUGCUCUGGGCUAGUUCAGCCUGGUACGCCAAGAACGGAAUCAAGGAUAAUGCCAUUGUUGUGGGGUUGUCUGCUGCAUUGCAGACAUACGCGGUUUUCAAGGUGUAA
Messenger RNA from Penicillium verhagenii, 378 nucleotides. RefSeq lists its product as uncharacterized. Lineage: Eukaryota; Fungi; Ascomycota; Eurotiomycetes; Eurotiales; Aspergillaceae. Bases 1 to 378 code for a protein of 125 amino acids. The transcript is spliced from 4 exons. The record is from RefSeq and is a predicted model, not a curated record.